This is a messenger RNA of Filobasidium floriforme, 510 nucleotides long. Its product is annotated as cyclophilin-like domain-containing protein. The transcript has 6 exons. Gene Ontology annotation, cellular component: catalytic step 2 spliceosome. The coding region runs from base 1 to 510 and encodes 169 amino acids. The record is from RefSeq and is a predicted model, not a curated record. Gene Ontology annotation, molecular function: peptidyl-prolyl cis-trans isomerase activity. Gene Ontology annotation, biological process: protein folding; protein peptidyl-prolyl isomerization. NCBI's taxonomy places the organism in Eukaryota, Fungi, Basidiomycota, Tremellomycetes, Filobasidiales, Filobasidiaceae.
AUGUCCUACGUAACAAUAGAAACCUCGGUCGGAUCCUUGACGGUAGAGCUCUAUACCGAGCACGCACCCAAAACAUGCAAGAACUUUUCAGAACUUGCUAAGCGAGGCUACUACAACAAUGUCAUCUUCCACCGAGUGAUCCAGGACUUUAUGGUGCAAGGAGGUGAUCCAACAGGUACCGGCCGAGGAGGAAGUUCAAUUUAUGGGGAAAAGUUCGCGGACGAGAUCCACCCUGAACUGCGGUUCGUAGGAGCCGGUAUCCUCGCCAUGGCCAACUCGGGACCCAACACGAACGGCAGCCAGUUCUUCCUGACGCUCGGCCCUACCCCGUGGCUCGACGGGAAACACACCAUCUUCGGAAGAGUAUCAUCAGGCAUGAAGACGGUACAAAGGCUAGCAGCCGUACGGACAGAUUCGAAUGACCGACCGGUCGAGGAGAUCAAGAUCCACCGUGCGAGACAAGGGGACGCUUCGGCAUCGAGUACCGAAGUCUCCAAGAUUGUAGUCUAG